Rotaria sp. Silwood1 is the source of this 498-nucleotide messenger RNA. The record is from the annotation of a GenBank genome assembly. Lineage: Eukaryota; Metazoa; Rotifera; Eurotatoria; Philodinida; Philodinidae.
AUGUUACACGCACCCACACCCAUACCCAAAAAAUAUCAAUGUCACAUAAGUCGACCAAAAACAGCAACAGAUGACGAACGUUUAGAUCUAGAUGAAAAAUACCUGGUUCGAUUAAACAAACUUUAUGAUACUUAUAAACUUCUAAGACAAAUAGCAUUAACAUUAAAAACUCAACAGAAUGAUUUUUCAUCAAAUUAUCUUUUUGAAUUUGUUCGAAUGUCUGAUAACGAUAAUGAUAUUCUUCGACGAUUAGAAAAAUGUGAAAUAAAAGAUUUUCAACUAUGUUAUAUUGAUCAUGUUAUUGAAAUUUAUGAAGAAUCAGGUAGUGGAUUUCAUCAUUUAUUUACAGACAUGCCAUCUUUACUUCGAGUUCAUAUUGAUUCUCAAUUAAACGAUGAACUUGUUCGAAACCUCAAUGAAAAUAUUAUUAACAUUGACUAUAACAAUAAUGUUGAUAAAAUUCAAACAACAAAUACAAACAAUUACAACAUUUCUUAA